AGAAUACACUUGACAGAUAACAAGCGGGGAAGGUUGAAAAAAAAGGUAGAUGAGAAAGGUUGCUACUUGCUAGCAUUCCACACACACAAAAACCCUUUUCAAUUUCCACACAUGAGAUUGUUGGCACCGAAGGUCUUUACAGUAAUUUAUUCGGUCAUCUAAAUUGUUCAGUGUAGCCGAAAAAACCCUGGAGCGAACAGAGGUUUGAGGCCUAGGGUUUUGCCAUAAUCGACCCGAGAGUUGGGAAUCGGUAGGCAUGGAAGUGCCAAUCCUCGGCAGCGAUUCACUGAAAUGGAUUGAGUUCCCUAUUCCUUCUUCUAAUGCCGCCACCGCCACCGCCACCGCCACCGCCACCGCCACCGCCACCGCCACCGCCACCGCCACCGCCACCGCCACCGCCGUUGCUGAUACUUGUGCCCCUCUCACUCACGAUUGCGCUUCUUCCAUCGCCAUUGGCGACCCUCCUACACAUCUCAUAUGGAGAAUCCACAAGCAUCUCCCUCACUCUCUCGAAUUACUUGAGCUCUCUGCUAACAAAGAAUUUCCAAAACUCGGACUGCGAAUCACUUUUCCACAAGCACUCUCUUCCUCCGUUUUUCUUUGCAAAAAUGAGAUUGAUGUCGGUUCCAGGAGCCACCCCUAUUUGCUCUAUGCAUUGACCGUUGCCGGAGUCGCUUACCUUUUGAGACUUGGAACCGUCUCCAGUUAUGCUUCCAACUCUGUUAUUAGAGAGUUUAGCUUGCAUCCCUACGGACCUAUAACCAGUGCCGCAGCAACGCCAACCGGAUGUCUUGUUGUAGGUCGGAAUGAUGGCUCACUUGCUUGCUUUCAACUCACACUUGAAUCCACUGCUCCUGGUUUUCUGCAAGAGCUACGGGAUGAUCCAGGAAUCGGUAGUUUGUGGGGUUUCAUGUCAAGGGGUAGGAUGGUAGGCGCUGUGCAGGACUUGGCUAUAUCUAUGGUUCAUGGGAAACCACUUAUAUUCGUUAUUCAUACGGACGGGGUGUUACGAGUAUGGGAUAUAUCAUUUCAUAGCAGGCUCUUUUCCCAUAAGAUGAACAGUCUAACAAUGGCAGGAGCUGCAUUGGUAAGGUUGUGGGUUGGUCAAGCUGACAAUGAUUCGAGCAUAAUUCCUUUGGCAAUCUUGUACAGACAUGAUUCGGAAAUGAGCUCAGAGACGAUCUACGUAUAUAGCCUCCAUUGUAACGUGGGAGACAGAAUUGUUUUAUCGAUGGAUCCUUCAGAACAAAUUAUUCCUAUUGAGGAGGAUGGAUGGAUUGAUGUCAAACUUAUUUCCAACAAGAUAUGCAUAUUGAAAAAUCAGGGACUGGUGCUUCACAAGUUGUUGCAUACAAAUGUCAACAUGCAAGUGGUAGAUGCAGUUUGUUAUGCUUUGCAAGAGGACUUCGUUGCAGAUCAACUCUUUCAAAGUUCUGAACAUUCUUCGGAUGACCUUCUUUUGAUAACUCAUUCAAUAUUUUCAUCUUCAAAGGAUCAUAUUCUACCCGUUGUAUCUUCUAUUUUCUUACGUAGGCUGCUUCUUCCUGGCAUUCAUCAUAAUGCUGCUUUGCGCACAACUUUGUUGGAUUAUAAUAGGCACUGGACUGAGUCAGAUUUCCACUCCUUAACUGCUGACGGUUUGAAGAAGGAAAUUCUUUCCCUGAUUGAACAUGAGGGUCUGACUGGUAAUUCAUCGUCAAUAUUUUGCUGCUGGAAAAUUUUUUGUGCUCGCUAUUUCCAGAACUGGUGCAAGAGCAAUGCACCAUGUGGCCUACUUGUUGAUUCCUCAACCGGCACUGUUGGUUUAAUUAGAAAGAGUUCAGUAUCUCUUUUUCGUUCUUUGGAAGAUAUUGAGCGGGUUAAUGAUGGCUCUUUGGAUGAACUUGGCAAUUUUCCAAGCUUUGGGUUGGAUUCAUUUGAUGAGGCUCGUGAUUGUGAGCUACUUGCUGAAAUGCUCAGAUGUGUCAUUAACGUCAGCCAGCAAUUGGGCAAAACAGCUUCUGCUAUAUUUUAUGAAUCACUCAUUAGUGCACCACCAGUUAUCUCAUCUGAAGACAUUAUUCCGCGCCUAUUGAAGAUAUUAGAAACUGGAUAUAGUUCAACAGCCGCAGUGCUUCAUAUAUCAGAUCUUGGACCUGAUGUUGCCUGGGAGAAAAAUCUAGCAGAUCACAAAAAUUUGAGGAAAUUUUCAAUUGACAUGAUGUUGUCUCUUCAUGCUUUGCACGAGAAAUCUGGCACAUGGAGCCGUAUUUUGAGUGUGAUUGAGAACUAUCUAAAGUAUCUCAUACCUCGGAAAAUUAUACAAAAAUUUGAUGCUGUAGUAGCAUUGGAUAUCAAUGCCUCCAUCUUGGUCCAGGCCAUGUCUCAAGUUGCAAAGGUUAUGUUUGAGUCUGCACUGGAUAUUCAUCUGUUUCUAAGCUAUCUAGUAAGCAUUAGUGGGCAGAUCAAUAUGCUACAUGAUGAUAUAUCCAAAAUACAGCUUGAGUUGGUUCCGAUGAUUCAAGAAAUCAUUUAUGAGUGGCUUCUCUUACAUUUCUUUGCCACCACACCAUCUGAAUCAGCUGCAAUUGAAGAUUUCAGCUCUCAACUUUCAUUGUUACAAAUUGAUAGCAACACAGGCAGAAGAUCAUGGAAUGAGAAGCUUGGGAAGUGCGAGUUCACUCUGGCUUUUAUAUUCUUACUUAAUGUUAGAAGUUCCUCCAAAGACCAGAGCCACUUUUGUUCAAGAAGCAUAUCAAAUGUUCAGGACAUAAUUGAUUCAAUACGAGAAUUUGCUAGCUGGAUCAUGUGGGGCCAGAAUAGGGAAUCCCUUACUGUCCUGAGGCGUGCAGCGGAUCUUGCAUUGAUCCUGCUAAGGCACGGGCAGUAUGAUGCUGUUGAGCACCUACUCACUAUUGUGGAGGCACAUUUACAAAAGGAGAAGACUUCUCAUCGUGUUCAAGCUACAGAUGGCGGAUGGUGCAUACUGCAUCAUCUUUUAGGAUGCUGUUAUCUUGCUCAAGCACAUCGUGGAUUACAUGGGGUCCUGAAAGAGAGGAAAGUUCAUGAAGCUGUAUGUUGUUUCUUCAGAGCUGCAUCUGGAAAUGGCUCAGCUCAGGCUUUACAAAGCUUGCCUCAGGAAGCGGGGUUGCCACAUCUUGGCAUCGAUGGUAGCAUAUCAGAUGCUGCAUGGAAGCUCCAUUACUAUCAGUGGGCAAUGCAGAUAUUUGAGCAAUAUAAUAUUAGUGAAGGUGCAUGUCAGUUUGCUCUUGCUGCGCUUGAGCAAGUUGAGGAAGCGUAUAGUGCAAACACUGAGUCCCAUGACAGAGCUCCAUUUGAUGAAUCAGUAUCUACCAUUAAAGGAAGACUUUGGGCACAUGUUUGCAAGUUUACUUUAGAUCUCAAUCUCUUUUAUGAUGCGUACUGUGCAAUAAUUUCAAAUCCAGAUGAGGAGAGCAAGCACAUCUGGUUGAGGCGUCUUAUAAUUGUUCUUUAUGAACGUGGUGCCAUAAAGAUUCUUUGUGGUGGUCAGCUACCAUUCAUUGGUCUUACAGAGAAGGUAGAACAAGAGCUUCCAUGGAAGGCAGAGCGGUCAGACAUUUUAGCGAGGCCAAACUUAUAUAAGUUGCUUUAUGCAUUUGAAAUGCAUCGGCAUAACUGGCGAAAAGCAGCAAGCUACAUGUACCUUUAUUCUGCUCGUUUGAGAACUGAAACAUCUCUGAAAGGGUACCAGCAAUUGUGGCGAGCACUGAAGGAGAUACUGAAUGGGCUCUCUGCUGCUAUCAACGCACUUCAUCUUGUUCAUCCAGCAUAUGCUUGGAUUGAUCCUCUCCUUGAGAGAAAUGCUAUUCACAAUGAGCAGUAUCCAAGUAAAAAGGCUAGAAUAACAAUUGAAGACCAGUCAGCAAGCAAUGAUGUUGAUCCUCAAAGUUGGAAAUCUUAUAUAGAUAUUCAGAAAAUUGAAAACGAGUUUGUGCUUACUUCAGCAGAAUAUUUGCUUUCACUAGCACAUGUCAAAUGGACAAAUACAGGAACCCAGAAAGCACCAUUGGAGUUGGUUGAUCUCUUGAUCCAGACAAAUCUAUAUGAUAUGGCAUUUACAGUUCUCUUAAGAUUCUUCAAAGGUUCAGAGUUAAAGAGGGGAUUGGAAAGAGUUUUCUCUGCUAUGUCACUAAAAUGCUGUCCGCAUAUAGUUAAUUCGUCAAGGGUCGGGGAUGAUUCCACAACACAGGGUCUUCUGUUGACUUCUUCAAAGGAUGAAGUGAUCGUUCAUGGUUCACCAGAUACAAGUUCAGCAAAUCAACAAUCCAGUGGAAUUAAUCAAUGGGGAACUCUCGAGCUCUAUCUUGACCGAUAUAAAGUCUUCCAUGCACGUCUACCAUUUAUUGUUGCUGAAACUCUUCUUCGUACGGAUUCUCAAAUCGAACUGCCUCUUUGGUUGGUUAAAUUAUUCAAGGAUGGCAGGAGGGAAAAGACAUUGGGGAUGACUGGCCAAGAAUCAAGUCCGGCAUUAUUAUUUCAACUAUAUGUUGAUUAUGGUCGAUAUAGAGAAGCUACGAAUCUGUUGCUUGAGUACAUAGGUUCUUUAGCAUCCAUGAGACCAGCCAACAUCAUUAAUCGUAAAAGACCAUUUGGAGUUUGGUUUCCAUAUACAACAAUUCAGCGCCUCUGGUGCCGACUCGAGGAAAUGAUAAAUUCAGGUCACAUGGUAGAUCAAUGUAAGCAGCUCAAGGAUUUGCUACAUGGAGCUUUGCUGAAACAUCUCCAACUGGUAAAAGUGGACUCGGAAGAUGCACUCGAGUCAUUUCAGAAAAUAAGAUGAAAACACUUUGGAUGCAAUCUCGAGCGUCAUUUGCUGUAAAGAUAUGCAUCAGCUAUCACCUGGCAAGUGCCGCAAGUCCAACAAGGCAGUAGUGGGCCUCCUCCUAACACAGAAUAGAAAAUGCCCGACUCUUGGUACUCAUCAGGGUAAUUGAACUCUUGUAAGGCUGAGAAACACUAGAACUAGAUAUAACAAAUUGUAUUUUCGGUUCCAGCAAAUUGGUUAGCCAUUGAAUUCUAAUAGACAAUCGGAGAAGAUGGUGCUGAUAAACCAAGACGAGCUGUUUGUAUUAGACGGCAGGGAACCCACUUUCUGUGCUUUUUGUUGGUGAUUGAAAACUCAGAGGUUAUCACCAUGCAAAGUGAUUGACAUCUUCCCCCCGCCCUUUCUACAUGUAUAUAUACACAUUACAUCUUGAAACCUAUAUUAAAUAGAGAUGGGGAAUAUAUUACAUGAUAAUUAGUGAACUUGUUUAUA
Rosa chinensis is the source of this 5278-nucleotide messenger RNA. RefSeq names its product nuclear pore complex protein NUP160. The coding region runs from base 257 to 4801 and encodes 1514 amino acids. The transcript is spliced from 27 exons. Gene Ontology annotation, cellular component: nuclear pore. Gene Ontology annotation, molecular function: structural constituent of nuclear pore; protein binding. NCBI's taxonomy places the organism in Eukaryota, Viridiplantae, Streptophyta, Magnoliopsida, Rosales, Rosaceae. The record is from RefSeq and is a predicted model, not a curated record.